Molecule: messenger RNA, 7352 nt
Organism: Sinocyclocheilus grahami
Lineage: Eukaryota; Metazoa; Chordata; Actinopteri; Cypriniformes; Cyprinidae
Product: protein very KIND-like
Exons: 35
Coding region: 173-7006 (2277 amino acids)
Biological process (GO): small GTPase-mediated signal transduction; regulation of dendrite morphogenesis
Cellular component (GO): guanyl-nucleotide exchange factor complex; dendrite; neuronal cell body
Molecular function (GO): guanyl-nucleotide exchange factor activity
Source: RefSeq, a predicted model, not a curated record
GCGUAGUGAUCGCGUCGUUACCAUGGCAGCAGAGUUAGUAAACUCCCCCGUUGCCAUCGGUUAUCGAUCCGCGGAAGAACCGCAAGUCCUUCGGCUUGACGCUCCGUGAGGCGGCGCGCGCGUUACCGGGAGACCGACGCGCCAGCUGUUCUAGAAUCGAUCAGGACGCGUUAUGGGGACGUUCGGGAGCGCCGCGGCCGGCCUGGAUGAGGAAGAGGAAGAGGAGGAGGAGGAGGAGAAGCGCAGGGAAGUUGAGCGUCUUCCUCCACUGCUCGAGGACGAGGAGAACGUGUCUCUGGCUGAUAUUCUGUGUCUGCGGGACGGUGGGCUGUCGGAGCAGGAGUUGUGGGCGGUGUGUGUGGAGUGUGUUUGUUCUCUCCAGAGCAUCGGCCUCUCGCCGCUCUUUCACACCCUCUGUGUUACGCCCGACACGCUGGCCUUCAACACACACGGUAAUGUGUGCUUCAUGGAGCAGCUCAAUGCAGCAGACCGCGAGAUCGAGGUCUUCUUUGGCACAUCGCAGUGCAGGGACACCAGGCCCGCGACCCCUGCUGCCAGGAGCCGAAUGUGCGGAGAAAAGUGUAAAGGGACCCGGGAAGAGGCACCACGGAAAGCGAAGGAGCCUGCGACGCAGAUCACCCCGUUUCAACGGCGUGGUGAAGUCUCUAACAUUGGCUUGAAAUGCCCUGGAGCGGUAGAACGAGUCCCUCCGAGUGAGCUGGAGAGUGGGUUUUACAACCGCCAUUUUAUCGUGCCCAAGAGAGAUGCAGGACUCCGUCCGAUUCUAGAUCUCAGGCCCAUCAACAGAGCACUCUGCAAGUGUGCGUUCAGGAUGAUAAAACAGAUCCUGGCGCAAAUUCGCCCCUGGCUGCUGGGACUCAUGGCAGCGGCAUCAGUAUGUCAUCUGGGUUUACUACACAUGCACCCGCUGCAGUUAUGGCUGAAAUCUCGAGCCCCUUGGAUGGCGUGGACUUCGGACCAUUUGCGCAUCGCGGUCUCCCGUGGUUGCAUCGAAGCCCUGAGGCCAUGGUGCAAAGAUCUCCCCAGCCGGGGGGUUCCCCUGGGCUUGAUGACGUCACGUGCCAUGGUCACGACAGACGCGUCGACUCGCGGAUGGGGAGCAGUGUGCGAGGGCAUGCCGGCUUCAGGGCUGUGGUCAGAACCUCAGAGCCGGUGGCACAUAAACCACUUGGAGCUGGAAGCAGUGUUCUUAGCUCUAAAGGAUUUACAGCCGCAGCUGGAACAGCGACAUGUAUUGAUUCGCACCGACAACAUCUGUGGUGUCGUACAUAAAUCACCAAGGGGGGCGUAUGAUCCAAGGCUCGGUACAAGCAGAGUGGAGGCUGCAUCCCGAGUCGGUUCGGAUUAUUUGGACCCGCUACGGGAGAGCGGAGGUGGAUCUGUUCGCCACGAGCGAGAAUGCGCACUGCCCGCUGUUCUUCUCCCUGUCUCACUCCCGGCUGGAAGGGGAUGCUUUGACAUCGCACUGGCCAGCAGCCAGGCCGUAUGCGUUCCUCCGAUCAAGAUAAUGCAGCUGGUGAUAUGCAAGAUCAGGGAGGAGGAGGCUUUGGUGACACUCGUUGCCCCGAACUGGGCGAACCAGCCUUGGUUCCCGGACCUGACAAAGCUGCUGGUGGCGCUGCCCUGUCCGAUCCCCAUCAGGAAGGAUCUGCCGUCUCAAACGAGCGGCUCGGAUAUUCUCUCUCAGGCGGAGGCUGUGCUCGGUGACGUCUCGCCCGCAGUCAUCUGCCGGAAACUGUCUGCCAUCGGCCGAAGAGUCCUGUCCAUAGAGUCCCUCGCUGCUCUGCAAGAUGGAUGGGAGAAAUCCAAUUUCCAGUUUCUGGAUCUCAAAGCCUCGAGAUCGAACUCCACGGAGAAUCCCGCCGGCGAUCGGACCAUGAUGAGAAACUGCUCCUCUGAUUCAUAUGACGGCGAGGAGCUGCUGCUGAGGCGCGGAGGUCUGGUCUGGUCCGGAGGUUCGGCCGAGCCUUCGCCAGACAGCAGGUCUCAGAACAGUUCUCCGGAGCACAGGAGGAGUCAGGAGAGGAGGCCCGGGAGAGCCAGGAGAGCCCUGAACCGAAUGCAUUUAAAAUGUCUGUUAUUUGCCAACUACCCACGUUCAGAUAACUACCUCUGUCUGGACUCCGUGUAUGUGGGCUGCGAAGGAGAGAUGCUGUUUCUGAGACCUAAAAACUCCGCCUCCUGUGAUGCAUUUUUUCUGGCUCCUGAGUUUCAAGAACAUGGAAUUGUGACAGAAAAGGCGUGUGUGUAUGGGGUAGCAGCUGUUCUCUGGGCUACAGCCAAGUUUAAUUUAUCUCCCAAUCAAAAGCUGGCCAUGCCGAGAAAACUCAAGAGGCUUCUGCUUGAGAUGGCCAAAAGAACUCCAAUCGAAAGACCUUCUAUUGAAAUGGCAAAAAAGUCUUGCCGUGACUACCUCUCCCGCCAGGGAACGAAUGCAGAGAGCGUAUGGACGCAGAUCAUCAGCCGAGUUCACCAGGCAUUCGAUGGGAAUAGAGAUACAGAGGACUGGUCUUCUCCUGAGUGUGCUGAAAACCCAUCUGACCCACACUUGGGAGAAGUUAAGACAGGUUUUGUCCCGUUGGCCAGCGAGGGCCGGUUGGAGCCUGUAGCUGGUCCAGUUCCUCAUCAUUACCCAGAAUCCUCCACCAGCGUCAGACUGCCCGAGGCCUUCACUUCUCCUGCCACACACUUCAGCCCCAUAAUACUGACUCAUCCCCCGCAGUCUGAGCUGAUUGUCAGUGGACGCUCUGUUGAGGACAUCGUGGAUGAAACGAUCCCGCGAGAGCCAGAUGAACAGGAAGAGAGCGCCGCUGAGGAUGAUGUUUUCUCUGCCGGUUCUUCAUCAUCAUCCAGCUGUAAGACUCUUGUUAAUCCCUCGCCUCCAGCAGCUCUUCAAAUAACCAAUCAGGAAACAAUCGACCAGACAAACUUCCCCGCCUUGUCUUGUGCUAAUGGGAUUUGUAGCAACUUCCUGCUACAGCAAGACCCGCAGACAGGACGUCUGACCCUACUUCCUGUUCAGAUCGCCGUGCUUCAGCCAAUCACAGGCGCGGAUCACUUAAACAAGAAGCCAGCGAAACCUUCAGAGGACAGUAUGAGGAGUGAAAGCGUCUGUGUGACCCGCAGAGACUCGGCAGUGUCUCCUGGAAGUCCAGUGGCAGAUACUACAGUUCAGCCUCACUGUGUGAAUCUCAGCUCACCUCAGAGAUGCUUGUGUCUGCAGCACGUCAUUGAGCUGCUCAGAGAACAGUUUGCUUCUGAUGGCUACCUGGAGAAUGGAGUCCAAGAUCUGGCUAUGGGAAAAUACAUCUUCUCUUUAAAAACCCUCCAGUUUGAGAGCUUUUGUCGAGCGAUGAGAGAGAAGUUCAGUGAUCUGUACUGGGAUCAGAAGCUGCUGUGUGACCUGCACCGUCUGAUCAACCAGAACUCCUGCCGACGCUGUUGGUCCCUAUGCAAACAGAAGUGUCCUCAAGAUCAGGAACAGACACAGCGCUCACGUCACAUGAAGCCAGAGACACACAAUAGUCUCUUUCUCACAGCGGAUCACAUGCGGUCUGAUCCGGCUCUGGGUGUUACAGACGCGCUCUGCAUGUGGUCCGAUCCGGCUCUGGGUGUUACAGAUGCGCUCUGCGUGCGGUCUGAUCCGGCUCUGGGUGUUACAGACGCGCUGUGCAUGCGGUCCGAUCCGGCUCUGGGUGUUACAGACGCGCUGUGCGUGCGGUCCGAUCCGGCUCUGGGUGUUACAGACGCGCUGUGCGUGCAGUCCGAUCCGGCUCUGGGUGUUACAGACGCGCUCUGCAUGCGGUCCGAUCCGGCUCUGGUCCCCGUCGCCGUGCGGUCCGAUCCGGCUCUGGGUGUUACAGACGCGCUCUGCAUGCGGUCCGAUCCGGCUCUGGGUGUUACAGAUGAGCUCUGCAUGCGGUCCGAUCCGGCUCUGGGUGUUACAGACGCGCUCUGCAUGCGGUCCGAUCCGGCUCUGGGUGUUACAGACGCGCUCUGCAUGCGGUCCGAUCCGGCUCUGGGUGUUACAGACGCGCUCUGCAUGCGGUCCGAUCCGGCUCUGGGUGUUACAGACGCGCUCUGCGUGCGGUCCGAUCCGGCUCUGGGUGUUACAGACGCGCUCUGCGUGCGGUCCGAUCCGGCUCUGGGUGUUACAGACGCGCUCUGCAUGCGGUCCGAUCCGGCUCUGGGUGUUACAGAUGAGCUCUGCAUGCGGUCCGAUCCGGCUCUGGGUGUUACAGAUGAGCUCUGCAUGCGGUCCGAUCCGGCUCUGGGUGUUACAGAUGAGCUCUGCAUGCGGUCCGAUCCGGCUCUGGGUGUUACAGAUGAGCUCUGCAUGCGGUCCGAUCCGGCUCUGGGUGUUACAGAUGAGCUCUGCAUGCGGUCCGAUCCGGCUCUGGGUGUUACAGAUGAGCUCUGCAUGCGGUCCGAUCCGGCUCUGGGUGUUACAGACGCGCUCUGCGUGCGGUCCGAUCCGGCUCUGGGUGUUACAGACGCGCUCUGCGUGCGGUCCGAUCCGGCUCUGGGUGUUACAGACGCGCUCUACGUGCGGUCCGAUCCGGCUCUCGAUCGACCCGCGCCAGAGGAAAACCAGCUGAACGAGAUCAAGAAGGAACCGGAAUGCAAACCAAAUGAGCUUAAAUACAGAGAAACAGCAGAUGGACAAAACCUAGAGCAGACGGGAUCUGAGACCAGGACUGCAUGCUGGAGACGAGAAGCACAGGAAGUGACAUCAGAGGAUGACAACAAAGAGCUGAAUGAGCUGAUGGAGCUGCUGAGCGGUGUUCCUCCAGACGGUGGUGUUUGUGAUGCUGAAGCGCUGGAGGACGGCGGCGGCGGCGCUCGGCUCUCUCCCGACUCCUCCGAGCUGGACAUGGACGACUGUAACUCUCUGAUCUCUGAGCGGACGCUCUCGCUGAAUGAGCUGAUGGAGCUGCUGAGCGGUGCUCCUCCAGACGGUGGUGUUUGUGAUGCUGAAGCGCUGGAGGACGGCGGCGGCGGCGCUCGGCUCUCUCCCGACUCCUCCGAGCUGGACAUGGACGACUGUAACUCUCUGAUCUCUGAGCGGACGCUCUCGGUCUGCAGCGACCCUCAGCGGGCCCCGCGUGGCUCCUCCUGGGCCCUGGCUCUGUACGGAGACGACUGCUUCAGUCCGGAUGUGCUGGAGUACACACAGACACUCAGCAGUCACAGCGAAUCUCCCACGCUGGAGGACAAAUCACAGGAGCUGCACCAACAGCUGAUUAUUGAGAGCAGAAAUCUGAAAAACACCAGAACUUUCUACCACAAGCUGAUAGAGCAAGAGAGGAAAAAUAAAGGUUCAGACAUGAAGGUGAUGGUGUCUAAAGUCAAGCAGCAGUUGGACGAGCUCAGAGCCAAAGUUGAGUUUCUGCAGACCGUCAAGAAAUAUCUCCAGGUGCUGUCUGUGGAUCAGUGGGGUUUAGCGCGCUCUCUGCUGCCCUCUCUGGCUGCGUGUGGAGCUGCGCCUCUGGAGCUGCAGCACUCGGACGAUCCUGCGCUUCUGCACUUUCUGUGUGAUCAGCGCCGGGGCAAAGGCUGCCCGCUAGUGACCGCCACCGCCAGAGGCCUCAUGGCCUAUCUGUACGCCAGGAACGCUCACGCCGAAGGAUUUGUUCAGCAGUUUUUCUACACGUAUCGCUACUUCUGCACCUCGGAGGAGCUUCUGCGGUUUCUAAUGGACAAAUUUAACAGUACAAUGGGAGCAAAUGAAGAUCCCUCAUCAGACAGAGCCAAAGUCUAUCAGCGCACUCUGGAUCUAUUACACUUCUGGAUUGAAGACGCACAGCUAGUGGACUUCAGCUCGAGCUCCAGCCUCCUGCAGACGCUGCACACUUUCCUGACUGCUGAGGUCGCACCGUUUGACAGUCGAGGAGCGGGUUUGCUGGCGACGCUCCAGGCCUCGCCCAGGAAGAGGCACGUCUGUGUUCCGUCAUGUGCGUUUGAUACCUCCAUCGAGGAGAAGCUCUCAGUGAACUCCUCAUGCAGGAGAGCAUCCAUCGAAGACGCUGCUCGAAAGUGGCGCGUGCCGCGUGUGUUGGAGCCUCAGACGGUCCAGAGUAAAGAGAAAGGGUUCUCCAUCGCCGCGGCUCUUCCACGGCCGUGUUACGCCUCUCUGAUGAGCAACAGCAGUCUGCGAUCAGAGGAGAGACGUCCCUUCAGUCAGAGUGAACACACGCCGCUGCACAUCACACAGCAGCUCACCUUACUGGAGCAGGAAAUAUUUCACGACUGUCAUCCGGUCCACUUUCUGAACUCGAGAGCUCACGGAGUGACGGAAAACUCUGGAAACAUUUCCAGUGAGGUGUCGGGGCCCCGGGGCCCGCUGCAGAGGCUCCUCACACAUGCAGACUGUGUGGCUAACUGGGUUUCUGCUGAACUGGUCAUCUGUGACUCGCUCAAGGCACAGGUGGCUUUACUCGCUCGCUUUCUCGCCGUUGGCAAGUUCUGCUACGAGUCGAGAAACUUGGCCACGGCUUUGCAGAUUCUGUCGGGGCUGGAGAACGUGAUCGUGAGGCAACUACCGGCGUGGAAGCAGCUCUCGCUGAAGGUGUGCGAGGCUCUGGAGGAGCUCAGGGCUCUGCAGGUGUUUCUGAAGAGUGAUAAUCUGUGUCUGAUGGAGGGAGAGAAGAGCAGACGGCGGCCGACUCUCCCAGACGCUCACAUCUUGGCCAUGCACGUCCAGCAGCUGGAGAUCGGGGCGUUUACCAUGACCAGCGGAGCAUACAAGUGGCCCAAACUGAGGAACAUCGCGCGUGUGGUCAGUCAGAUCCACGCGUUUCAGGAGCAUCUCUAUUCCUACCCUCCCGACCUUGAGCUGCAGGCGUACCUGCGUGAGCGACUUGCACGCUUCGGCAGAUGUGACAUCCCGCUCCUCGCCUCCGACAACCACACCAACUUCAUCCAGACGCCCGCCACUCGCCGGAUCCACGACACACUGCGUCGUGUCAAAGCGUCUUUCCAGUGACCGGCACAGAUGAAGAACACCGCUGGAAGUCACAUCUGGAGACUCCAGACUUCUCCGUUUGAGCACUGAGGAGAAAUGAAGAUGCUCACAGUCGCUCUCUGUACGGAGGCUGAGGAGGAGUUAGGAGUAAAACGUGAUCAUUUUCCUCUAAAUACUGUGAAAGCACAAGACAUGGGAGUUUUAGUUGCUGGAUUCCCUCAUUUUAGGAUGUGGAGGUGUUUUCUCAUCUUUAACUUCAGCCUUAGCCCGUUUUGGUUUGAUGGAUGGUUUUCUUCAAAGAACAAAGACUUUUAGUUUUGUGUUUAAGAUUUUGGACAGCUAAACAUCCAAAUGUGACCCUGGACCA